Molecule: messenger RNA, 5088 nt
Organism: Ruditapes philippinarum (Manila clam)
Lineage: Eukaryota; Metazoa; Mollusca; Bivalvia; Venerida; Veneridae
Product: F-BAR and double SH3 domains protein 1-like
Biological process (GO): regulation of actin filament polymerization; neuromuscular synaptic transmission
Cellular component (GO): recycling endosome; neuromuscular junction
Molecular function (GO): protein binding
Source: RefSeq, a predicted model, not a curated record
GCAAAGAAUUCAGCAGGUCUAAUAGGGUUUAUACCUGAGAACUAUAUAGUGUUUGUUGAUGAGAAUAACAGUGCAGUACAACAUGAAGAUGUAGUAGACACUCAGUAUACUGAGGGUGAAGCACAUACUAGUAUGGAGGAGCCAGAGAUUAGCUCCCCUCCUCCCCCAAUGACCCCUGUGACCCCUACUAGCCCUACUUCCAUCCCUACAAUAGAAGAACCUGAGGAGUGCAAUUUCCCUCCACCUCCUCCAGACACACAGGAAGUGACAUCAUAUUCAUCAGGUGACAUUGAAGUGCAGCAGACGACAAGUUCAAUGGAGAAUAUGCAUCUUCCUCUUGAUGAUGCCUGCUAUGUUCGUGCAUUAUACGAUUAUGAAGGGACGUCACAGGAAGAACUAUGUUUUGCUGAGGGCACAAUUAUCAGGAUUAUCCGAAAAGAUGAAAAUGGUAUUGAUGAUGGAUUCUGGGAAGGGGAGGUAAAUGGUGUUGUUGGAGUAUUUCCCUCCCUUGUUGUAGAAGAACUGUCGACUGCUGGAACAGCUCAUGAUUUCCCCUCCCCUCUGCAGUCCCCUCCAGACUACAUGCCCCCACCCCCUGUCAUGAUCACUGCAGCAACACCAGAGUCAGAACAUCCACCUCUGUCACCACUGACACCAACAACACCCAUUGCAAACGGAACAGUUCAUGCACAAACAGAAGAAAAUGAAUCUACAUCUCUUGAGCAGCACCGUAAGAAAGUGAGAUUUGGGAAGAAAAAUUACUACAAUGGUUACCAUGGCAACCGUUACAACAGUGAAGCAUUCUACAAUCAACAUGACAUGAUUGUCGAUGAAUACGACUCUAGAUUUGAUGAUGACGCAGAGGAAUCCUUUGUCUGACAUGUCUGUUUCCAUGGAAAUAUUCUCAACAAAUUUAUAAAUAUAAAAAUAGCUGUGAUCCAAAGAGCAAACCAUCAUGACACAGUGAAAUGUGUGCAAUGUGAGAAGUCCCCAUUUUAAUGCUAGGUUUCAUAAUUUUAUGCACUAUUUCAAAGUAUUUACUCUUUAAAUAUUUGAAGACGUGUUUAGGAAACCAACUAAGGAAACCAGAUAAAAGUUAUUCCUAAUAUUAUUGCCAAGCUGUUGUUGCAGAGGAAAAAUUAUCAGUGUGGUUUUUAGUCACUUUUGAGGCAUUCUUGGUAUAAAUAUACUCAUUUAUAUUUCGAGUGUUGACUGCAAAACUGAAGUAACUUACAUGAAAUUAUGAAAUAAAGAAGACCUUAGCUUAUAACAGUCUUGCGGUCAACCCUUAAAAAUGUUAAUGUCUGAGGUAGCAUUAAGUUGGUUUAACACUGAUAUUUGGGACAGUUUUAAUUACUUAGAUGUAAAUUUUUAGUUUGGACAUAAAAGUCAUUUCUUACAUGUAGAUUCUUUUUAGAAUACUUGAGUCCUUAGAUUUAUUCUUAGACAAUCAUUUUAGAUCAUCUGGGGCUUUUUGACAGUGUUUGAUUUUAGUGUUUAGUCAUUGUUUACCUUAUCAAGCUUUACCAGGUAUCUUUUAAUGCGAGGCAUAAUAUAUUAAUGGUGACCAAGGUUUAUGUUUAUGAGGGACCAUAAUAUUACAGGUUUGAUUGAUUGAUAAUUUUGUGAUCAAAAUGUAUAUUGCCUAAGUUAAAUUAGUGACCAAAUUUAUAUUGCAUAAGUUAAAUUAGUGACCAAAUGUAUAUAUAAGUUGGGUUAAUGACCAAAAUGUAUAUUGCAUAAGUUAAAUUAGUGACCAAAUUUAUAUUGCAUAAUGUAAUGCAUAAAUUUUUAACAUGUUAUUUUUGCCCAAUUAAGGGUUAAGUUUUGUGUUAGUGUUAAGGAACAGGGCUCAUUGUAGAAAUAAGUCAUAGGAAAGAAAAUAGCUGAUGUAACUUAUAAGAUGUAAGAUUAAGUUACUCUCAACCAUGAUUAUGAAAAAUCAUUUAAAAUAAUAUGGACAUUAGUUUUUCAUUUGGCAAAAAGCAUUUCCAUGAUAGGUAAAACCAAGUUUUUUAUUUGAUUGUAAGUUACUCUUGCACUUAAUGUUUAUACACGUAGUUUCUCAAAUAUUCUAUUUGAAAUAUCAUUGCCCCCCUUGAAUAUGAGCUUUUAUUAUCUGUUUGGAAGAAAUCCAUUGGCUUUAAAUGAUAAUUGUUGAUGCUGGGGAAUCAUAUUUUUGCAACUUAAGGUUCUCAGAAAUAUCAAUGAUUGGUUAUAAUAUAUGAUGAAAUGAGAUAGCAUAUGAAAUGAGAUAACAAUUUAUGAAAAUAUGAUAACAUUUUAAAUUUGUUAUCAUAUGAAUGAGAUAGCUAUGAAAUAAGAUAUCAUAUGAAGUGAGAUAGCUAGUGAAAUGAGAUAAUGUAUGAAAUGAGAUAGUGUUUGAAAUGAGAUAACAUAAUUAUUUAUGAUGAAAUGAAAUUGCUAUGAAAUAAGAUGACAUAUAACAUAAGAUAGCAUAUGAAAUGAGAUAGCUAUGAAAUGAGUUAGCAUAUGAAAUGAGUUAGCUAUGAAUGAGUUAGCAUAUGAAAUGAGUUAGCUAUGAAAUGAGUUAGCAUAUGAAAUGAGAUAGCUAUGAAAUGAGUUAGCAUAUGAAAUGAGAUAGCUAUGAAAUGUGUUAGCAAAUUAAAUGAGAUAACUAUGAAAUGAGUUAGCAUAUGAAAUGAGAUAGAUAAUGAAAUGAGUUAGCAUAUGAAAUGAGAUAGCUAUGAAAUGAGAUAGCUAUGAAAUGAGUUAGCCUAUGAAAUGAGAUAGCUAUGAAAUGAGAUAGUUGUGAACUAAGAUAGCAUGUACGUAAAAGUAUCCUAUCUUAAAAAGUGAUUGAGUGAAAUAAGCAUACAGAUUAGGUCAAAUAUAAAUUUCAUUGACUUUUCAAAUUUUAUUUAACCAUGGAGAUAUUCUUAAAUACAUUUACUGAUGUUGAUAUUGUAACUAGCAGGAACAUAAAGAAUGCUGGAAACAAAAAAAUAACAGACUUUGCCACCAGUGUAGAGCAAGGCCAACUUUCACAUUCAUACAAUCAUGAUCUGGUUUAAUACUGCUAUGUGAUUAAUUAGUGACAUUUUGAUAUCAAAAUCCCUAAACCUAUUAGUCUGAUCUGACAGUUUCAAAGUCAAGUCUAUAACUCAAGUCAAGUUAUCAAUGUUAAGGUUAAAGCAAUCAAAUUUUAAGCUUUUUAUAUAAUAUUAUGUCUUGCUUUGUAAAACCAUUAAGCUAUUUAGCUUGUUGUUGUUGUUUUGUUGUAUUUAUUUAUUUUACAAUAUAGAUCUUACUAUAGUGACAACUAUGAAUGUAAAUAGUUCAUGAGACUCAAAAUCAGUGUAUUUAUAGUUUUAGUGUAAAUUGUACAUGUAUAAUUGUGUAUUCAUAGCGCUGUGGUCAGUUAUAUGACCAUAAAAUGAAUAGAUUUCAUUUUUUAUUGUAAUUAUAUAUUAUAUAGUUAUAUGUGUAUAUACAUGUAUAAUAUGUGUGCUGAUGUGUUGAAGAUAUAUAUACUGCACUGAAUAAGGGAUUUGCAUUAGUAUUAAUCCAUUACCAAUGUAUAAUAUUUACUGCAUUUGAUGUCAUGACUGCCAAAAACCAUUAAUUCUGAUCCAGCUUUGUCAAAUUAUCAUUUACUGUAAAACAUGUUGUGAAUUCAACAUAACAACAUGUUGUGAAUUCAACAUAACAUUGUUUUGUGAAUUCAACAUAACAUUAUGUUGUAAAUUUAACAUAACAAAAUGUUCUGUGUUCAAUACCACAUGUUGUGAAUUAAACAUAAUAUUUUGUGAGUUCAACAUAACAACAUGUUGUGAAUUAAACAUAACAAUAUGUUGUGAAUUCUAAAUACCAACAUGUGAAUUCAACAGAAUUCUUUCAUGACACUGUUGAUUCUCAUGUCAUUUCAUCUAAGGUUAAAUUGACUUUCUAGGUGUCAAGGUCAAACAUUUUGUAUCUCCCAUUUGUCAUGGUAUUAUUUCAAAACACACUUUAUUGAAGUGUACAAUAAUGAUAGGAAGUAUGUCAAACCAAAGAAAAUAAAUAUUUAAGUAACAAAGUAGUUUGAUAAACAGUGGUUGUCAUUUAAACUGGAUUAUUUAAACUUUAUGGUUUUUAAUUCUUGAGAAAUUGUGUGCUAUUUAAAUUGCUUUAGCUGAAGAGGUAUAAUUUUAUGAACCUCUUCUCUACAGGACAUUAUUGUUAAGAAGUUGAAAAUCACUUGAGAAGGAUUUCUAAAUCUAGAAACAUCUUGUGCUUUUAUUAUUAUAUCAAAUACUGUAUAAUAUAUACUUACUAAAUUUAAAUUUAAUACAGGUAUUGACCUUAAAAGUUGGAAAUAUGAAAUAGAUUGACCUCACACUAUAAUUUUUAUAAUUCAUCUAAAUAGGUGGUAAAAUAAGUAGUCUAAUAUACAUGUAUUGUAGGUAACUAUAGUAAUAAUCAUAGUUUUUAAUUAGGUUAUAGAACAGUUGUUUAGGAAAGUGCUAAUCAAAUAGUCUAGAUGAUAUUUCUUAUGGUCAUUAUUUCAAUAAAAAAGCUAGUCUAUUGGUCCUGAAUGGAUCUGUGUCUGUUUUGGUUACUUGUUCUUUCCUUACUUAAUUGACUGUAAUUAUAAAUUCAGUGUUAUUAUUUGUAUACUAUAUGUAUUUUAGAGUAUAAAGCUAUAUCUUAAGAAUUAUUUCUAUAAAAUUUAGAAAAGGAUAGAUUUAUGUUGUUUCCACAAAUAUUGUUGUUGAUUCUUGAACAAGUUCAACAUAGAAUGUUUCUGUAGCACACUUGCAAAAUGUGCAUAAACAGAAUAAAACUUUAUGGAAUAUGAUAUAUUGCUGCUAUUUUAAUUAGGUUUUAAACCAUCUAGCAAUAAUUUUUUUUGGACUGGCCAUUCUGACUCAGAUGGAAAUAAACUUACAAACUUCUUCAGUAAAUAAUCGGGGUUAUGCAGAUGGGGCCUCAAAAAAUAUCUUCAAAUCAGGCAUUUUGAAAUUAUUGUUUUUCAAAAUGGAACCGAACAUUUUUUUGAGAUAUAGCUUUUUACACUUUAAAUAAGUUUUGUGCUAAAAUCUCAACCAUGUAAUCAUGCCAUACGAAUCUCUAGUCAUUACAUAU